Paramuricea clavata is the source of this 339-nucleotide messenger RNA. The record is from the annotation of a GenBank genome assembly. Lineage: Eukaryota; Metazoa; Cnidaria; Anthozoa; Malacalcyonacea; Plexauridae.
CUGAUCGUCCAAAGAAGAGAAAAACGUAAACCCACCAAAUUUGAGGUAGCCAUGCAAGGCUUCACAGGAUUUCUUGGAGAAGAAACUAAGAAAACCACUGAUACAAGUAUUUCAUUUCAAAAGCAGUUGUUGACUUUGGAAACUAAAAGGCUUCAGUUUGAGAAAGAAGAAAGAGAGAGAGAGCAACAACACGAGAUGAGAAUGAUGCAUAUGUUUGGAAACCUGAUUAACCAAAGUACACAACCACCACAGCCGAGUAACAAUUCACCAGUGUAUACUAAUCUCACCAAUUCUAAUCGCUCACUAGGCUUUGAGUACUCGUUGUAUGGCCACAAGUGA